UGCGCGGUACUGCAGCCCCGGGAGAAAGUUUGAGGAGAAGUUGGAAAAGUUUUCUCUUUCCGGGCGGAACUUGGCGCCGCCUGUUCGGCGGAGGGUCGGAGCCAACAGGACCACCAUAUUACUGGAUCAGCUGUGUUCCCACAGCAUACGGUACUCGUCUGGAAGGAUGGCAGAUGACCAGCUCAAGUUUAGCCCAACGUCCUUGGGAAACAUCUUUUCACCUGUGUUGGAGUCACAAACGAACCUCCUGUUGCAAUCCGGGCAGCAGAAGGUCAACGAUGCGGCGCUUGAACUGGACAAGUUGUCGCAGGAGUUGGAGUCAAUGUGGUCCAUACAGGGCAGCUCUAUGUCCCAUCAACCAGUCCAGACCAAUGGGAAAGAUGUUCCAGUGACCACGGCAAAUCCCUUCGGAACUUCCAUCUCGAACAAGUUGGAGCCUCAGAGUAAAGAUGACCGACCCUGGCCCGUCACGGAUCUGACACGGAGCACUUCAACACAACCGUCGCAGACCUACACGCCACUGACCUCGGAAUGCGUGUCCUCCCCAUAUGGUUUUGUCCCACUGAUUUUUCCACCAAAAGACCAGCGAUCUCAGUCGAAUCGAGCCCCCUCUCCUCGACUGACAUCGGGACCCCUGAUACCAUAUUCUCAACCGGACUAUCGUUCUCAGUCAGGUCGAGCCCCCUCUCCCCGAUCAACGUCAGGAACGUUGACACCACAUUCCCAACCGGACCAACGGUCUCAGUCAGAUCAAGCCCCUUCUCCCCGACUGACAUCGGGACCCCUGAUACCAUAUUCCAAACCGGACCAGCGAUCUCAGUCAGAUCGAGCUCCCUCUCCCCGACUGAUGUCGGGACCCCUGAUACCAUAUUCCCAACCGGAAUAUCGUUCUCAGUUGGAUCGAGCCCCCUCUCCCCGACCGAUGUCAGGAACGUUGACACCACAUUCCCAACCGAACCAACGAUCUCAGUCAGAUCGAGCCCCCUCUCCCCGACCGAUGUCGGGACCCAUGACUCCGUAUUCCCAACCAGACCAACAUCGUCAGUCAGAUCGAGCCCCAUCCCCCCGUGGCUUUAACCCCCUGACUUCAUUUGAGAAGUCUGAGUUCCCCCCGUACCACACCCAGUCCCCUCUCCGUGAGUCCCCGUCUCUGAGCAGCAGUGCUGUGGACCGCAUGAUCUCUCAGUCCCCAAGCCUCUCCAGCCCAAGUCCCUUGCCCUUCUCGGGUCCCGGCUGUUUACCAGAUCUCUUCCGUGGCGCCGGUCCUCGUGAGAACAUUCCUCCGCUGUACGCCACUGCUUCCUUUGGUCCUGAGCGUAGCAAGCUGACCUUGGCCGCAGAGGAUGCCUCUCUUACACCAAGACCGAAGCCUGAAUUUACCCCUGAACUUGGAGCUUUCAACGCCUACCCAGGAGACACCUCAAAGCAGAAGAAACCAGCCAGUGUGUGGGCAGAGGCUGAUUUGGACAUUGCUUAUGAGAAGAAGUCUUCAAAGACACCAAGCCAUGAAAACAAGUGGGAUUCGAACUGGAACACAGUGAAGCAAGAAGGAGGCUGGAGACAGACAGACCUCGAUUUAGAAGUUCCAUCAAACAAGCUGACCAGAGGUCGGACCAGCGCCAAUGCCAUUCAGUUGUACGGGACCCUCCCCAAGAGCACCCAGGCUCCCAGCGCUUCCCCCUGGCAUGUCCACGCCACCCUCCCAAGGCAGAGGAGACCUGGCUCUCCCUGGGGUGGUCCCAGUCUGCCCAGUCCCAUCGUGGGCUGGGCUACUGUUCCCCCGGGAGGUCCCCGAACCUCGGCCAUCAAGGAGCGCCGGAACGUUCUGCCCCUGUCUGUGUUCAUCCGGCCAGGGAUGGUGAGUAACCGGGGGCAAGGGCUGGGUCGAGACAAGCCCCAACUGGGAACCCCUGCUUCAUCCACCCUGUGGAGCCCACCGCAGCCCCGGCCAGGACAAGAAGCAAGUUCCCUGGCGGAGACUGGCGAGGUGGAGCCGGAGAUUGCUGGCAUCCUCCCACCGGGUGAGGUGGAGGGCGUCCCUCCCCGACCCCUCAGCCCCACCCGUCUGCAGCCAGUGUCGCUGCCCAACACGGAGGACAUCCAGGACAAGGAAGAGCUGCUGAAGCUCCGAGCGUCCAUCCCGCGGGCCCUGAAGAAGCGGACGUCCAUCGACCAGCCACCGGAGGAGAGGCUGCCCCUGGAGCACCACACCCGCCGCUACCAGCAGCUGACCAGCUUCUUCCGCCAGGGGUCCCAGGAGGCAGCCGAGGACCCGGCGCAGACCUCGCCCGCCUUCGACCCGGAGCACGGGCCGAUCCCAGCCAGCACCGUCACCGUGUCGCCGACGGCUUCCCCCGUGAAGCGCUCGAUCCUGAAGAAAGAAGGCAGGUCUGGGACAAGUAAGAAAAUGAAGGCACGAUUGAGUCCGUUAGUGGUUUUACUGGAUGCGGCGCUGUUGGGGGAGCUGGAUGUGGUGCAGCAAGUUGUGCAUCAGAUAGACGACCCAAGCCAAUCAAACGACGAAGGCAUCACGGCGCUCCACAACGCCGUGUGUGGCGGCCACUAUGACGUCGUUGAGUUCCUCGUCAACUUUGGAGUCAACGUCAAUGUGUCUGACAGUCACGGAUGGACGCCCCUCCACUGCGCUGCCUCCUGCAACGACCUGCCGAUCUGCACCUUGCUGGUUGAAGAAAGGAGCCGCCAUCUUCUCGAUGACGCUCACGACGGGGCGACGGCGGCGGAGAAAUGCGACCCCUACCUGGAUGGCUACGAGGAAUGCGCCCGAUUUCUGUUCAGUGCAGAACAGCAGGCGGGCAUGGUGAACAGUGCGGUUCUCUACGCCCUGUGGGAUUACGAGGCGGAGAACUCGGACGAGCUGUCAUUCCGGGAAGGCGAGGCGAUUACCAUCCUGCAGCGCGGCGACAAGGAGGAGAGCCACUGGUGGUGGGCUUCCCUAUACGGCCGCGAGGGCUACAUCCCCUACAACCUCCUCGGGUUGUUUCCGAGGGUGAAGCCCGCCGUGUAGGGCAAGAGCCGGAUGGAGCAGCCCCUACCCUCCACCCCCGCAUCGGGCAGUGUCCGUGACUCAUCAGCCAGAACGCCGGAAGAGUGGUCUGGAAUUGUCCUCGAUCUCCUCGAGAAUCCCGGAUCUCCUGCAGGGGUCGCCUCACCUGAACCUGAGAGGUUUAUUGCCUCUCGCUGUCCUCUUCCCGAAGCAUUCCUGAUCGGGAGAACGUCCCACCACCAAACUGGAUGCAGGUCUGCUUUACUAUUCCUGACAGUAUUUGGAGGAGGGAUCAUUCCCGGGGGACCAAGAUUCCGACUUCCCCCACCCCGCCUCGUCCUGCGGUGAAUUCACUCCCACCCCACUGCUCCUGGCAUCGUCCUGCACCUUUCAAGUGUACUGUCUGGAAACCCGUCCGUCAUCAGUGGAGAGGGGGACCUUCCCGGGAAGGGGGGACGAGCUGCCGACUUGUUUCCCUCAGCAUUCCCGUUGGUGGAGGAGGCCACAGGAGCUGCCGGCUCCCCCAACCUUAUUACAGGAGGAGAACUCUUCAGUUAAAUGCCCAUUAUAAGCUGAUAUAAUCGAACCCACAAUUUGGUCUGGAUUUGACCGGAGGAUCUCUCCCAGAUCCAGAUUUCGUGCGUGCAAUGAAUGUUGAUGCUUUUAGAUAUUUGUAUGUCUUUGUACCGUCAUUAAA
Messenger RNA from Pristis pectinata (smalltooth sawfish), 3701 nucleotides. It is a transcript of the gene ppp1r13l, whose product is annotated as protein phosphatase 1, regulatory subunit 13 like. Gene Ontology annotation, cellular component: nucleus. The coding region runs from base 167 to 3025 and encodes 952 amino acids. The transcript has 13 exons. Gene Ontology annotation, molecular function: p53 binding. Gene Ontology annotation, biological process: regulation of apoptotic process. The record is from RefSeq and is a predicted model, not a curated record. Lineage: Eukaryota; Metazoa; Chordata; Chondrichthyes; Rhinopristiformes; Pristidae.